Manihot esculenta (cassava) is the source of this 2466-nucleotide messenger RNA. Its product is annotated as calcium-dependent lipid-binding protein. The record is from RefSeq and is a predicted model, not a curated record. NCBI's taxonomy places the organism in Eukaryota, Viridiplantae, Streptophyta, Magnoliopsida, Malpighiales, Euphorbiaceae. The coding region runs from base 997 to 2181 and encodes 394 amino acids. The transcript is spliced from 10 exons. Gene Ontology annotation, molecular function: lipid binding. Gene Ontology annotation, cellular component: endoplasmic reticulum.
CACCGCCGCUCUCGGAGCCUCAGCUGUUUCUCCCGACCUUUGCCUCCGUCAGGGAUGACUUAUCUGGCGACGCGCCCCUUCCAAGAGGGAGGUUCGUCAACACUGUUAGGGGAUCGGGUUUCCCGAAUGUUACUCUCGAUGAUCUCGCUAUUCAGUUCUUCGGUUCUGCUGAUCGAGGCCGUUCUUAUUCGAGAAUUGAUGAUGUCAGCUCUGGGGAUAAAGUCAGUGUGUCGCAAAGAAGAGGGAGGUCCGUGUCGAGGCACGGUUCGUGAGUUGGUGAAGGGAAAGCUAGUGGUCGAAAUGGCUAUGUCGGGGGACAGGUUAAUUCCGAUAAUAAUUCAAGGAGGCGACGCUCUGUAUCUGUUGUCCGAUAUCAAAUUAGUGAUUCUGAGAUAAAAUUCUUUUCUCCUUUUUAUUCUGUGAUUUUUAAUGCAUCACAGCUUUGCUAUGGUGUUGAAGAUCUGAGUUUUGCAUGUUUCGCUUUAUAACUUGCGGGUACUUUUUGUUCUUAACGGUAUAAUGGUGUUUGAAUCGGGUUGGAUCAGGCAGAGGGUUUGAUGUGAACAGAUUGUCAGCGGAGGAGGCGGAAGGAGUAGCAAUGUCAUCGCCAAACAGUAUUGUGUCGUCAUUUCAGAUGGAUUUUGGGAUUAGAAACAGAAGCUAUAAAAGAGCUAUGGAAGCCAUUGAUGUCGAGAGAGUGUGGAAAGUAUUAGAAAAGAAGUUGUGGCGGACGAAGCAGAGGAGCUCCGAUUGGAAGAAGAUGAGUCAUCAGUGGACAAAGUAGAGGAUUUCGCAAUGGGGGUUCGCUUGGUGGUGGAUCUGCAAGUUAUAAAGCGAGUGAGGUCAGGAGUAGAAAGGUUGCAUUUUAGUAGUGGACUUGCAAGUGGCCAUUUGGGAGGAAGCAGUUGAGGUCAGAAGUAGAAGAAGCUGUUAUGGGUGAAAUGGCUGAACAAGCAGCUGGGAAAAUUAUGGCCAUUCGUUGCAGAUGCAGCAACAAUGGUGGUUAAGGAAUCCGUUGAACCACUACUGGAAGAAUAUCGACCACCGGGGAUUACAUCAUUAAAGUUUAGUAAAUUUUCUCUUGGAACUGUGCCACCCAAGAUUGAAGGUAUCCGCAUUCAGAGUCUCAAGAAGGGUCAAAUCACUAUGGAUAUUGAUUUCCGAUGGUGUGGUGAUCCAAGCAUCAUUUUAGGUAUUGAAGCUGCACUUGUUGCUUCUAUACCCAUUCAGUUGAAAGACCUUGAAGUUUAUACUGUUAUUCGGGUUAUCUUCCAACUUGCUGAGGAGAUACCAUGUAUUUCUGCUGUUGUCAUUGCUUUACUUUCUGAGCCUAAGCCUAAAAUUGAUUACGUUCUGAAAGCUGUUGGUGGAAGCUUAACAGCCAUUCCAGGACUAUCAGACAUGAUUGAUGACACUGUGCAUUCAAUUGUCACAGAUAUGCUUCAGUGGCCUCACAGGAUUGUUGUUCCAAUCGGUGGUAUUCCUGUUGAUACAAGUGAAUUAGAGCUUAAGCCACAAGGAAAGCUUACAGUGGUGGUAGUGAAAGCAAAUGAUUUGAAGAAUAUGGAGAUGAUUGGAAAAUCUGAUCCUUAUGUAGUUUUAUAUAUUCGGCCAGUGUUCAAGGUUAAAUCAAAUGUUGUGGAGAACAACCUCAAUCCUGUUUGGGAUCAAACAUUCGAGUUGAUUGCUGAAGACAAGGAGACUCAAUCACUUGUUCUUGAGGUCUUUGAUGAAGAUAUUGGGCAAGACGAAAGAUUGGGAAUAGUAAAAGUGCCUCUAAUUGGGCUGAAAGAAGAAACUUGGAAAGACCUGGAGUUAAGGCUGCUACCAUCUCUUAACAUGUUGAAGAUCAAGGAUAAGAAGGAUAGAGGAUCUAUUACCAUUAAGGUCUUGUACCAUGAAUUUAACAAGGAGGAGCAAUUGGCUGCUCUAGAAGAAGAGAAGAUGACCGUGGAAGAAAUAAAGAAGCUAAAAGAAGCAGGAGUUAUAGGGAGCAGAAUGGAUGCACUUGAUGGUGCCGCAUCGAUGGUGGGCACUGGUAGUGGUACUGGAGUUGGAAAGGUGGGCAGCGGCCUUGGAGCUGUUGGCAGUGGCCUGAGCAAAGCAGGGAAGUUGAUGGGCAGGAAAAUCACUGGGCAAUCCGGCAAGAAGAAAGGCUCCACAACUCCGGUCAACAGCUAGCAAGAAAAUGGCGGGUCGAAACGUCGGUAGUGCAACUGCAGAACUAUAUGUGAAUUACACCGUUGGUUUACAUUCCUGUGACUUUAGGAUGAGAUGAGUUAUUUUGCAUUAUUUUUGUGUGUUAAUUUGCCACAAGUACCAUUUUAGUUUCAACUGUACCUUCCUAGUAAAAAAUUCACGUUUCAUGUUCUACUAUACGCGUGAAUUCACAGGAGAUGUUUACACGAACAUGUACAGACAAAUUUGCCAUAGAUGAUAUGAUUAUUGAAAACUGAUUAUUGAAAA